Molecule: messenger RNA, 845 nt
Organism: Aspergillus pseudotamarii
Lineage: Eukaryota; Fungi; Ascomycota; Eurotiomycetes; Eurotiales; Aspergillaceae
Product: urease accessory protein UreG
Exons: 2
Coding region: 92-706 (204 amino acids)
Molecular function (GO): GTPase activity; nickel cation binding
Source: RefSeq, a predicted model, not a curated record
AAAAAAAAAAAAAGGAACAAAAGAAGAAUCCCAAUCGAAACACUAACAGCACCAAACAAACAGACCUGUCGGAUCCGGAAAAACAGCCCUAAUGCUCGCAUUAUGCCGAGCUCUCCGAAACGAGUAUAACAUCGCAGCAGUGACCAACGACAUUUUCACCCGCGAAGACGCCGAAUUCCUCAACCGCCACAAAGCCCUCGCGUCCAAGCGCAUCCGCGCCAUUGAAACGGGUGGCUGCCCGCAUGCCGCCGUGCGUGAGGACAUCAGCGCGAACCUCCUUGCGCUGCAAUCCCUCCACAAGCAAUUCCAGACGGAUCUCCUCCUGAUCGAGUCUGGCGGUGAUAACCUCGCGGCCAACUACUCGCGGGAGCUGGCAGAUUUCAUCAUCUAUGUUAUUGAUGUCGCCGGAGGUGAUAAGGUGCCCCGGAAGGGUGGACCGGGCAUUACAGGGUCGGAUUUACUGGUGGUGAAUAAGUGUGAUUUGGCGGAUAUUGUUGGCGCCGAUUUGGGGGUGAUGGAGAGGGAUGCGGCGAAGAUGAGGGAGGGGGGUCCGACUGUGUUUGCCGAGGUGAAGAAUGGGAAGGGGAUGCAGCAUAUUAUCAACUUGAUUAUCAGUGCAUGGAAGGGGAGCGGGGCUUAUGAACAGAGUUUGGAGAGGUGGAAUGCUGGGGUUCCCAGGGGUUCUGGAAGUGUGGAUGAACAGUAGAUUAUGAUCUAUGGUUUUUCUCGUAUGAGAGAUGUUUAUAAAUGUUUGCUGGUGGUCUAUUCACUACACAGAAAAGGCGUAAGCUUGAAAGAAAACUUUUUUAUGAAAUCCCAUAUUCCACACCCUUGACCAACGCCUC